AUGGCCGACGCAACAGCAGCCGUGCCGCUGCUACACUCGCGGCAAAGCUCAUAUGACUCGACAUCAAACAAAACAACAUCACAUCACGAUAGCGAAACCGCGGGAGAUAUCCACCCCAGUCGCGAUGUAGAAGACGACGUCCUCCCCGAGACAUCCGCCAUCGGCCGCAACCUCUCCUGGCAAAGCGCCUACGUCCUCGUGAUAUCCCGCGUCGUCGGCAGUGGUAUCUUUGCAACGCCCGGUACGAUCGUGCAAUCCGUCGGAAGUGCCGGACUAUCUCUGUCGCUUUGGCUCGUCGGCGCCUUUAUCGCAGCCUGUGGUCUCGCCGUGUCUCUCGAGUUUGGCUGCAUGCUGCCCCGGUCGGGAGGCGAUAAGGUCUACCUCGAGUUUGCAUACCGACGACCGCGGUUGCUCGCUUCGACGCUGUUUGCUAUCCAGUAUGCACUGUUUGCUCUUGGCGUUGAAGAGGCGAGUGAUGUGCUUCGCAAGAGUCUUGCCGUGGGAUUACUCACAUCUGUGUGUGUUAUUCACAGCGUGUUCCCCAAGGCUGGAAUAAAGAUACAAGACGUUCUAGGUUGGGUCAAGAUCGGUAUCAUAGUAGUCAUGAUCCUCUCGGGCUUCUACGUUGUUAUCUUUCGCCCAGAUACAAGCGCUGCUCCGACUGGGCAACUUGCGUGGGAGCAUCUAUGGGAAGACAGCAGCUGGAGCUGGGGCGCCAUUGCAACGAGUCUCUUCAAAGUCUUCUACUCCUUCGCGGGUCUCGAUAACGCCGCGAAUGUCAUGAACGAGGUCAAGCAUCCGGUGCGGACGCUCAGAUCUGUCGCGUUGACAGCCCUGGCUACAGCGUGCGGUAUGUACUUGCUCGUCAACGUGGCAUACUUCUUGGUCGUGCCGAUUGAGGAGAUCAGAGGUAGUGGGGAACUCAUUGCUGCUCUCUUCUUUGAGCGAUUGUUUGGAGAGAACUUUGGGCGAAUUGUUCUUCCUACUGCUGUGGCGUUGUCGGCGGUUGGGAAUGUCAUGGUUGUUGCUUUCGCUAUGGCACGUACAAAGCAAGAGAUUGCGCGACAAGGUUUCAUUCCAUACUCUUCCGUCCUGUCCUCAUCCAAACCAUUCAAUUCACCGAUGGGCGGUUUCGUCAUACACUACAUCCCAUCAUUUCUCGUCAUGGUCCUCCCACCGUCAAACACCAUCUACUCAUUAAUUUUAGAAAUUGACGGCUACGCGGCGCAACUGAUCGGCCUAGCCGUAGCGAUUGGUCUUGUUAAACUUCGCUCGCAGCGUCCAGACCUCAAGCGACCGUUCAAGGCGUGGAUCCCCGCUGUGGGCGUGAGGAUCAUCAUGAGCUGCGCCUUGAUAGCUGCUCCAUUCUUCCGACCGCCGGAUUACCAAGGGGAGAUGUUUUACGCGACUUAUGCAGUCUUUUCGUGGGUUAUUGGCAUAGUUGGGGUGGUUUACUGGUGGGUGUGGACAAUUGGUGUGCCGCGUUGGCGAGGGACGAGGUUGGAAGAGGAGACGGAUGUGCUGGAUGAUGGAACGACGAUCACGAGACUGAGAUAUAGAUCAUAG
This is a messenger RNA of Fusarium sp. VM40, 1566 nucleotides long. The record is from the annotation of a GenBank genome assembly. NCBI's taxonomy places the organism in Eukaryota, Fungi, Ascomycota, Sordariomycetes, Hypocreales, Nectriaceae.